CGAUAUGGUGGAGGAGUUUGUCUGCUAGAAAGAUCAUGGGUUCACCGAAGAUUACUCCCGGAGAAGUGUAUUAUCAGGAUAUUUGAUAAUAUUUCUGGAACAUUUAAACCUGAAAGACUACCCCGGUUCCUGUUGAUCCUUUAUUUUUCUGAAACCUUGAAAAUGGCAGCCGUUUUAGGACAGUUUAUGGAAUUUCACCCAGUUCAUGGUACAAACGUGAGACUGGACCCCUCAAGAACUCAGGCCACCCGCGUAGAAAGUUUUGCAAAUGGCGUCUGCUUCAGUAAAGACCCCUUAAGCCCUGGAGAGAUUUUCCUUGUGGAGAUUGAAGAGAAAGAACUGGGCUGGUGUGGUCAUCUACGGAUCGGACUAACCGCACAUGACCCCCGAACACUGGAAACUGUACCAGAAUACUCUCUGCCUGAUCUUGUGGAAAUGGGAGACAGCUGGGUAUUUGCUAUAACAAGAAACCAUAAUAAAGUCGUUGAGGAUGAAGGAGAGGUAGGAGAACAACCAAAUGUGAGUGGUGAGAUAGAAAACAAGCCUAAAACAUUUUUUACCAACACUCACCUGUAUGUAGAAAAUGUGUGCAUACCCCUGGACAAGCUGGUGGGACGCAGUCGACCUGGCAGGUACAGUCACAUCCUGGAUGACCUGUACAAAAGCAACGCAUUACCUCCUACUGCACGCCGCAGUCGCAUUGGGGUUGUCUAUGUGCCUAAAGGACAAGGCUAUGCCGACAUGCACAUCAUCAUCAACGGUGAAGACAUGGGAGCCUCUGCUAAGAGAAUCCCAACAAAUAAGCCUUUAUAUGCCAUCGUGGAUGUAUUUGCAGCGACAAAAUGUGUCCGGAUUGUGCAGGUGGAAUAUGGCUUUGCUUCAUUGCAGACGCUCUGCCGAAAGACCAUUCAGAAACACAUCAUUCACAGAAUGGCUUUAGACUGGCUGGAACUUCCAGAGUUGCUUAAACACUACUGCAAAUAUGAGUGAACAAAACCUGUCAAAUAUCUUACUAGGUGCCAGCAAAGACAGUGGAUUUUUUAACUUAACACCACAAAGAAAAAAAAAAAGAAAAUCUCUAUCCAAAAAACACUCUUCAUUAGAUCUAUUUACAACGUAGCAAAUGUUUUUAUAACGAUGAAAUCUCUAUAAUGCACUGCUUAAUAAUAGUGUGCAUUAGUACAUUCAGAUACCGUGAUCCUUCAGUAAGCCACAGUGUGUUACAGUAAAUAUCAACAUGCCUGAGACAUUUUUUUUACCGUGGGGUUCAAAAGUCUGCAAGGCAAAAUGUCAUUUAAACCUGGAAGUGAACCAACAAUUAAAAAAAUGUAAAACAAAGUAACAUUAGGAUGUAAAGUCUGCAGCUCUAGGUCCCUAAUCAAUGUGACAUUGAUAGUGUUAACACACAUGAUGCCUUUUGAAACAUUCAAAGCACUCUGAAAUAACCUUGAUCAUCAGAUUUGGUGUAAACCCGUGAAUUCCAUUUAAGCUAUCAAACAUGCAUGUUGUCAUUAAAGCAAAUGGGAACAUGCUUAGUGUUGUGAACUCUUUUACCCAAAAUGUUAUGAUGAUGAUAAUAUAAUGAUUUGCUUCAAUGUAGAAAUUUACAAUUUGCAAUCCAUUGCAUUUUGUUUAUUCAUUUAGUUUAGUAUUAACAUUCAGAAUUUACAGCAUUUAUUAUUUUAUCCUUCAUGUAACUAACUUUAUUGAUUAAAGUAUUUAUUUAAUAACUGAAAUGUUUCAAUUUCAUUUACAAAUGUAUCUGCAUGGAUUAAA
Molecule: messenger RNA, 1776 nt
Organism: Triplophysa rosa
Lineage: Eukaryota; Metazoa; Chordata; Actinopteri; Cypriniformes; Nemacheilidae
Gene: neurl2
Product: neuralized E3 ubiquitin protein ligase 2
Exons: 2
Coding region: 163-990 (275 amino acids)
Biological process (GO): intracellular signal transduction
Molecular function (GO): ubiquitin protein ligase activity
Source: RefSeq, a predicted model, not a curated record